This is a messenger RNA of Guillardia theta CCMP2712, 264 nucleotides long. RefSeq lists its product as hypothetical. NCBI's taxonomy places the organism in Eukaryota, Cryptophyceae, Pyrenomonadales, Geminigeraceae. The coding region runs from base 1 to 264 and encodes 87 amino acids. The transcript has a single exon. The record is from RefSeq and is a predicted model, not a curated record.
AUGGACAGCAAGGAGCAAUUCUUGGUCGAUUUCGAGCAAAAGAAGUGGGUCGAAGCCUCGUCUUCCUCCGCGGGGCGUGCGGCAGCCAUCGACGUCACGCCCGAGUCAGUCGUACAGGAGCAUGUCGGCGAGUCAGAUGCGGGGGAUGUUCUGUCAGAGCUCAGUGAGCAGACUCGCUCAGCAGGAGCAAGAGCAGACGAGCUGAGGAAGAGACGGCUGGAGGCAGCCAAGAAGCGAAUGCAGCUGAAAAAGGCGACAAGCUGA